Capsaspora owczarzaki ATCC 30864 is the source of this 1745-nucleotide messenger RNA. RefSeq names its product NADH:ubiquinone oxidoreductase NDUFV1. Gene Ontology annotation, biological process: mitochondrial electron transport, NADH to ubiquinone. Gene Ontology annotation, molecular function: FMN binding; NAD binding; 4 iron, 4 sulfur cluster binding. The transcript is spliced from 3 exons. Bases 54 to 1523 code for a protein of 489 amino acids. NCBI's taxonomy places the organism in Eukaryota, Filasterea, Ministeriida, Capsasporidae. The record is from RefSeq and is a predicted model, not a curated record.
CCAGUCAUUUUUUUUGUUAUUUCUUUUUUUUUUUUUUUUUUUUUCAAUAUCGAAUGCUGCGGCUGAUCGCUUCUCCAGCAUCGCGCUCUGCCCUCGCCAAUGCGCGUGGCAUUGCGACGGCGGCGCCUGCACUCAACGCUGCUGCCGCUGCUGCGACUGCUGCGACUGCCAAGCCGCCGCGCACGUAUGGCAACCUCAAGGACUCGGACCGCAUCUUCACCAACCUGUAUGGCCGCCACGACUGGGGCAUCAAGGGCGCGCUCGCUCGCGGCGACUGGUACAAGACCAAGGAAAUCCUCCUCAAGGGCCAUGACUGGAUCCUCAACGAAGUCAAAAAGUCGGGUCUCCGUGGACGCGGCGGUGCUGGUUUCCCUUCCGGCUUGAAGUGGAGCUUUAUGAACAAGCCGUCGGACGGCCGGCCAAAGUACCUCGUCGUCAACGCUGACGAGGGUGAACCAGGCACCUGCAAGGAUCGCGAAAUUAUGCGCCACGACCCCCACAAGCUGGUCGAGGGCUGCUUGAUUGCCGGUCGCGCAAUGGGCGCUCGCGCUGCGUACAUUUACAUUCGUGGCGAGUUUUACAACGAAGCUUCCAACAUGCAAGUCGCCAUCCACGAGGCGUACAAGGCUGGCUUCCUCGGCAAGAACGCGUGUGGUAGCGGCUAUGACUUUGAUGUCUUUAUGCACCGUGGCGCUGGUGCCUACAUUUGCGGCGAGGAGACUGCACUCAUCGAGUCGCUCGAAGGCAAGCAGGGCAAGCCGCGCCUGAAGCCCCCGUUCCCCGCUGAUGUCGGUGUCUUUGGCUGCCCCACCACCGUCGCCAACGUCGAGACUGUGGCCGUGGCACCCACCAUCUGCCGACGCACUGGCGAGUGGUUUGCCUCGUUUGGCCGCGAACGCAACCAGGGCACCAAGCUGUUCUGCAUCUCGGGCCAGGUCAACACACCAGUCACAGUCGAGGAGGAAAUGUCCAUCCCCCUGAAGGAGCUCAUUGAGCGACACGCCGGCGGCGUCAUUGGCGGCUGGGACAACCUGCUCGCCAUUAUUCCCGGCGGCGCCUCCGUCCCGCUGCUCCCCCGCAAGAUUUGCGACGACGUUCUCAUGGACUUUGACGCGCUCAGGGACGUGACCAGUGGUCUUGGUACCGCUGCCGUCAUUGUCAUGAACAAGCAAUCCGACGUUAUUCGCUGCAUUUCUCGUCUGUCCGACUUUUACAAGCACGAGAGUUGCGGUCAGUGCACACCAUGCCGCGAAGGUGUCGGCUGGCUCGCCAAGAUCAUGAAGCGCUUUGUUGACGGCAACGCCAAGCCUGCAGAGAUUGACAUGAUUGAAGAGCUCACCCGCCAAAUUGAAGGCCACACUAUCUGCGCAUUGGGCGACGCUGCUGCCUGGCCCGUCCAAGGCCUUAUUCGCCACUUCCGCCCCGAGAUUGAGUCUCGCAUUGCCACCUUCCAGCAACAAAAGCAAGAGGCCAAGCAACGGCAUGCGGCUGAAAAGGCUGCCAAGCUCCAAGCUACUGCAUAAAGAAGUGCUUCUGCCCCCGCGCCUCCUUGUACCUUUUCUGGCAUGUGUGUGUGGGUGUGGGUGUAGGUGGUCAAAGAGGCCCUACUUUGACUUUUGUUUUUUCUGUUUGUUUUUUUUUUUUUUUUCCUUUAUGCAAAGUCUUGUGUUGUAACUGGCCGUUUGAUGUAUGGGUUUUGUUCUUUAUGUGUGUGUGUGUGUAACAAUGAAAUAACUUCAUCCUUU